Molecule: messenger RNA, 1270 nt
Organism: Telopea speciosissima
Lineage: Eukaryota; Viridiplantae; Streptophyta; Magnoliopsida; Proteales; Proteaceae
Product: abasic site processing protein YoqW
Exons: 8
Coding region: 83-1093 (336 amino acids)
Biological process (GO): DNA damage response
Molecular function (GO): single-stranded DNA binding
Source: RefSeq, a predicted model, not a curated record
AGACGCAGAGAGCGAGAGAGCGAGAGAGCGAGAUGUGUGGAAGAGCUCGGUGUACAGUAAGAGCGGAUGAUAUUCCAAGGGCAUGUGGCAUCAACGAUGGCCCCAUACGCUCUGUGCAAAUGGACAGUACUCUUUCAGUUAUCGCCCAUCUUACAAUGUUUCACCUACGGCGUAUAUGCCCGUUGUUCGGAGAGAAGAUGGAACUGGUGGUGACGGUGCUGUGCUUCACUGCAUGAAGUGGGGACUGAUUCCCAGUUUCACCAAGAAAACUGAGAAGCCUGAUCACUUUAAGAUGUUCAAUGCUCGAUCAGAAUCAAUACGCGAAAAAGCUUCUUUUCGUCGUCUUGUUCCUAACAAUCGGUGCCUUGUGGCUGUAGAAGGAUUCUAUGAGUGGAAAAAAGAUGGGUCAAAGAAGCAGCCUUAUUAUAUUCAUUUUAAGGAUGAAAGACCUCUUGUUUUUGCUGCUCUUUAUGAUUCCUGGAAUAACUCUGAAGGCGAGGUUCUAUAUACGUUCACCAUUGUGACAACUUGUUCUUCAUCAUCUUUGCAGUGGCUUCAUGAUAGGAUGCCUGUUAUUUUGGGUAACGAAGGCUCUACUGAUGCAUGGCUAAAUGGUUCUUUAUCUAAAUUGGACUCUGUGCUUAAACCCUAUGAAGAUCCUGACUUGGUGUGGUACCCUGUGACACCUGCAAUGGGAAAAACAUCAUUGAAUGGACCUGAGUGCAUCAAGGAGAUACAAUUAAAAUCCAAGGAGAAGAACUCAAUCUCAAAGUUCUUUACAAAGAAAACUGAGAAUCAACAGGAGUCUGCCAGGAUAAAUCUCCUUGAAAAUGUUAAAGAUGAACCUGGCAAUCAAGAAGACACUGAAGAUGCAACUGAUUCCAAAGGAAAUAAUGGUUCUAAAUCUGAUGUUUCUUCCUUACUUCAAGAGGAAGCUGGCAAGUGUGGAAUAAAACGCGACUAUGAAGAAUCUGCAGCUGAUUUGAAGUCGACAAUUGACAAGUUGGAAACAAGUCACGCAAAGAAAAAGGCAAACCUUAAGAGUGCAGGUGACAAACAACCAACUCUGCUCUCAUACUUUGGUAAAAGCUAGAAGCUUUGUGUAUCAAAGGAUAUAAAUUUCUUGUGUAAACUCACAUGUAUGUAGGUAGAGGUUGAGAAUGACUUUGUAGUUUUGUUUGUCUAGAUCUCGGCAGAGAAGCUUCUGUUGUACCAAACUAGUGCCGAUGUAUCUUUUUUCUUAUAUGUUCUUCAAAAUGCUUUUUCUGUA